GCUAACAUCAAAGCGAGACUGUAUUCCCUGAUUAUGAAAAUGGCGGAGUACAAACAGGUCAAAAUCGGAAAACUUAACUUGAAAGGACUUUCUUCUUCAAAAAAGACUAAAAGUAAGAAGAGAAAACACGAUCGUACGGAAGAAACUAUCGAGGAAAAGGAUGAAGAUGCAAUUAAUCACGGUGGAUGGUGGGCAAUCAAAAGCUACGAGCAAAUCAGAAGCUGCAAUGUAGCUUUGCAAACGUUCAAAGGAAAUUACAUUAUUGCAAGAGACAACGGAUCUUUAUCAGUUGGAGAAGUCCAUGUGGACAACACCCCACAAGCUGAGGAAAUAUUUACACUUGUCAAGUUGACAGAAACAAAAGUUUCUUUUAAGUCUGGAUAUGGUAAAUAUGUAUCAGUUAAUUCAAGAGGUGAUGUAACAGGGCGAGCAGAUGCGAUCGGGCCCCAGGAACAAAUUGAUAUUGUAGUAGAAGAUGAAAAAACAGCAUUACAGGGACACAAUGGCUACUUCUUGGCUGUAAACGAAUCUGGUGAGCUAAGGGCACUGAGUUCAAAAGCAAAAGAAAAAGAGAUUUUCCAGCUGCGGACCGACUUUGUAAACAAAAAAAAGAAAAAAGAUGAUGCAAGUGAAGAAGAUAUUAUGGAUCCUCGCCAAUGCGAAGUUAAUUACGUCAAGCAAUUCCAGAGUUUCCAAGACCGUAGACUAAGACUUUCUGCUGAGAAUGUUAGGAAGUUAGAGAAAGCAAAAAAUAAAGGCAAGUUACAUGAAGCUAUGCUUGAUCGAAGAGAAAAAAUGAAAGCUGAUAGAUAUUGCAAGUAGCAGCAGUCUUUCUAGCUUUCAGGGUUCAGAACUAAAGACAAAACCAAAAUGCUACAAAACCAAGACAUUUCGUGUGGUGUUGAUGGCGAUAUUUGUGAAUUGUGGCGACGUUUGUCAGACCAAAGAUUUUAAUAAACAUCUAUAGAUCAAUUUACAUUUCUUUCCUUCAAAGCCAUGGUGGAACGAUUUUUUGCAUUUCUUGGUGUCUAAGUCCUGUCUCUUGACUUCUUGUAUAAUGCUUCUAAAGCCUGUAUAUAACGCAAAGUAUCUUGAAUGGCCAAUUCUGAUUUGAAUGAAUUCAUGAAUGAAUGAAUUAUUCAAAUGCUUAUGUACUUCAGAGAAUAGCAUAACAUAACGUUAAUGCCGAUAAUUUACUCGAUUCAGGAAAGCAAAUGCCCGAAGCGUAUAGAGUUAAGGUUCUGUAAAUAAAGGCUUUGCACAAUUUUAUUAUCAAGCAACAAUUGUCAGACGGAUUUUUCCUACCCUUCACCCUACAAAGAAUUUCUGUAAAUUUACGUCCCAUAGUAUGCUAUGUUUUUGCUGUUGUAUCCUUUCUUAGAAUUUCGCUGUAGGUAGCUGGAUAUUUUGAUUUUUGUUACUAUGCAUGCUUACGCCCUUUAAAAUAUUUCUGGCUACUUCGUUUCGUUUAUGUUCUUCAUUUGAUUUGAAGCCCAAGGCCAUGCC
Rhopilema esculentum is the source of this 1506-nucleotide messenger RNA. Its product is annotated as protein FRG1. The record is from RefSeq and is a predicted model, not a curated record. Lineage: Eukaryota; Metazoa; Cnidaria; Scyphozoa; Rhizostomeae; Rhizostomatidae. Gene Ontology annotation, molecular function: actin filament binding. Gene Ontology annotation, cellular component: catalytic step 2 spliceosome; striated muscle dense body; nucleolus.